This is a messenger RNA of Acanthisitta chloris (rifleman), 492 nucleotides long. RefSeq names its product transmembrane protein 186 (gene TMEM186). Gene Ontology annotation, cellular component: mitochondrion. The transcript has a single exon. Lineage: Eukaryota; Metazoa; Chordata; Aves; Passeriformes; Acanthisittidae. The annotation marks the transcript as partial. The record is from RefSeq and is a predicted model, not a curated record.
GCUGGGAAUGAGAGGACUGAAGAGUUCAAAUUGGUCUACAGGUUUCCAGGGAUUAAGUACUGCAGGGUCCUGUCCAGGCUGAAGCUGUUGCAGACAGCCAUCUCUGUGGUCAUGCUGCCUCCCAUCUGCUACCUUUACCUGCAGGACCAGGUUUCCCAGAAUAUCUUCUUGUACACAACUGGCCUGGCAGUCUUUGCUGGUGCAAUGUUGUAUGGGAUGAGCUACUUUUUUAGAAGAAUUAUUGGAUUGAUCUACCUAAGUGAAAAUGGCCAAACUGUCAGAGUGGCCCACUUGACAUUUUGGGGAAAACGGAAUGAUGUUUACUGCCCCAUAGAGACAGUGAUGACUUUGGAUGAUACUGGGGACAGGAAGGAGGAGCCACUCCUCCAGUUCAAACGCUAUAACAGUACAGAUACUUUAUAUUUUACCAUUAAGUAUGGCCAGAUUGUAGACAGACAGAAGUUCACUCAGAUUUUUGGAGAACUCGACUGA